Hirsutella rhossiliensis is the source of this 2280-nucleotide messenger RNA. RefSeq names its product kinase. Gene Ontology annotation, cellular component: cytoplasm; nucleus. Bases 1 to 2280 code for a protein of 759 amino acids. The transcript has 3 exons. Gene Ontology annotation, molecular function: protein serine/threonine kinase activity; ATP binding. Gene Ontology annotation, biological process: protein phosphorylation; intracellular signal transduction. The record is from RefSeq and is a predicted model, not a curated record. NCBI's taxonomy places the organism in Eukaryota, Fungi, Ascomycota, Sordariomycetes, Hypocreales, Ophiocordycipitaceae.
AUGACAGUCGCCGGUGAUUUGACGCCGCGCGGGCAGCCCCACGGACACAUGGCUCUCGAGGACCGCUUCGAAGUGCUCAAGGAGAUUGGCGACGGGAGCUUUGGCAGCGUCGUGCUUGCCAGAGUAAGGACGGCUGGUGCCAAUGUCGCCCGCCGAGGCUCGGUGGUCGCUAUCAAGUCGAUGAAGAAGACGUUUGACUCCCUUGCGCCGUGCCUGGAGCUGCGCGAAGUCGUCUUCCUGCGCACAUUGCCCCAGCACCCUCACCUCGUCCCCGCCCUGGACAUCUUCCUGGACCCGUACAGCAAAAAGCUGCACAUCUGUAUGGAGUACAUGGAGGGCAACCUUUACCAGUUGAUGAAGGCUAGGGAUCACAAGUGCCUCGACAACUCCAGCGUCAAGAGCAUCCUCUUUCAGAUUAUGCAGGGCCUUGAGCACAUCCACUCGCACCAUUUCUUCCACCGUGACAUCAAACCAGAAAACAUCCUCGUCUCGACCUCGGCGCUUCAUGAAGCCUCAAACUCCUUUCGCCGCUACUCCUCCCUCGUCACCCCGCCGUCGACACCCCCGACCUACACCAUCAAGCUAGCCGACUUUGGCCUCGCCCGCGAAACCCAUUCCAAGCUGCCCUACACGACUUAUGUCUCGACGAGAUGGUACCGCGCGCCCGAGGUGCUACUGCGGGCCGGCGAGUACUCGGCGCCUGUCGACAUCUGGGCCGUCGGCGCUAUGGCCGUGGAGGUAGCCACCCUGAAGCCGUUGUUCCCUGGGGGAAACGAGGUGGACCAGGUUUGGCGCGUCUGCGAAAUCAUGGGCAGCCCCGGAAACUGGUACAACAAGGCCGGAGUCCGCGUCGGGGGCGGAGACUGGAGAGAAGGCACUCGGCUGGCUGGGAAGCUUGGUUUCUCGUUUCCCAAGAUGGCGCCUCAUGCCAUGGACACCAUCCUGCAGACUCCCCAGUGGCCCCCUGCCCUCAGCAGCUUCGUCACCUGGUGUCUGAUGUGGGACCCCAAGAAUCGACCUACCUCGUCCCAGGCCCUCGAUCACGACUAUUUCCUGGACGCCAUGGAUCCGCUGACGCCCAGGUCUUCAACCUCCAAGAUGCUUGGACGCAAGCAGUCAGACUUGAGCCGCUCCAGCAAGGACACGCACGGCGCUACGCAGGGCUCUUCAAAGCCAUCAUGGUUCCGCAAGUCCCUUAUUGGCCGUGGCGAGCCGCCCGAGCUGGCCGCGGCCCACACACACGCCAAGGACAACGCAGCCCCGCGGCCGCCCGCGAUGCACGCCACGGGGACCCCCGACCUCGUCUCUGGGAAGCUGCGCGCCGGCGCCGGCAAGCGGAGCACAUGGACCAACGGACUGUCCAACGUGGCCCCAAUGCCCAUCCUGCCCACGAUUCGGCCCAUCUCGCCGCUAUCGGAUGCUGUAACUGCCCGUGCCAACAAUGGACAACCCGAAGCUAGCGCUAAUGGCCGUCAUCAGGAAAAGUCGAAGAAGAUUGGCAGGCAGCUGUCCGUGGCCUCGAGCACCAACAACUACGCCGAGAUUCAUCGCCAGCAGGCCGAGCGCGCUCUCAACGGCAACACGGGGCUCGCGUCACCGCCCAACGGCCACAAGGAGAGCUUCUUUUCCCACUUACGCAAGCGGGCCAGACGCUUUUCGGGUCGCCACCAAACACCCGCCUCACCCUCGUACGAAGACAUGGAAGCCCAGAUCGGCUGCGGGCCUUGGGCUAGCAAUCGGUCUUCGAUGGUGGUUGACCAGCAGCAGAGCCCUGCCCCCAAGCCCGAGGCCUAUGAAUCUCUGGACAGGGCCCUCCGCGAUGUCCAGCAUCCCGUGGAUCCACGAUCUCCCCAGGCCCGGUCGGUCGACAACCUCAUUGGAGUUGCUCGAGGGGGGCCCAUCUCGAGCCGCACACGACGCGCCCAGGCCGCUCAAGGCGUGCAGCAGUACGAAGCCCCGGCGGAAGAAGACGAGUUUCUGGACGAGGCCUUGUCGACGACGCAACGAACCAUGAAUCGGAUGGAUGGGACCAGCAAGCCGCUGCGGCAAUCGACGAGUAACCUGGGUCUGACCAGCUCUCAUCCUUACCCCAGCCCGUCGCCAUCGACGAGCGGCACCCAGGUGCUGUACGGAGACGGCCAAGAGGCACUGACGCCGAAACCGCUCGAUCUCGGCAAGAAGUCGGACCGCCAGUACAAGUGGCCGACGCCGCCGUACGAGGGAAGCGAGUGGGGUGCUUCAGCGUCCGCGAGCAUCUGGGCCGCUAGCAACAGAUUCUAG